Molecule: messenger RNA, 1121 nt
Organism: Aspergillus wentii DTO 134E9
Lineage: Eukaryota; Fungi; Ascomycota; Eurotiomycetes; Eurotiales; Aspergillaceae
Product: F-box protein
Exons: 4
Coding region: 103-1014 (303 amino acids)
Molecular function (GO): protein binding
Source: RefSeq, a predicted model, not a curated record
GAUUUCGAGCAGGUCAUGGCUAUGAAUUGGCCGCUGUUCAAUUUCUGAUUUUGUGAUUCUGUUACUUUUGCCUCCUACGAAGAAGAAGAGAAGAAGAUCAAGAUGGACAUCUUCAACCCGUCUACCAGCCUCUACUCACUCCCUAAUGAGGUCUUUGUCCAAAUCCUCACGCCACUCUCGACUCACACCCUCCUCGCCCUCACCACCGUCUCGCACCGCUUCCAUGCCUUGAUUCUGCGCAUCCUACACUACCGUCUACGAGGCGCCGCUCCCUUGAAGGACUACCAAAUCAUGCUGGAGUGCUUUCACCCGGGCUCCCGACUCACCAGCCCGGCCUUUUGCAAAUACCUGGGCACCGACGACCUCAACGGAACCGAUGGCCUGAGCGGCCGACAUGAGGGAAAAGGAUCUCUCUACGAGGAUGUCGAAACAGCUCAUCAACUAGGCAAGCUGGGCUCGGUCUACUCCCGAUUCCGCCCUGAAACAUGCGUGGAAGAAAGGGCUCGUGGAGCGCGAUUGGUCGUUUCAUCGUCGGACAAGGCCAUGACCAUGUCGCGCGAUCUCGUCAUUGCGCAGUUCGACGACUUCUCGCAGCUCAGCAUCGCCGUCAACCUCGUCAAGGUCAUGCCAAGGAGCCAUUUGCUGCUUAGUGCCGUCACCGUGGAACAGGGCGUUAUCCGACUUUUCAAGAACUGGCUCAAGGAACGGAAUGCUGCUGGCCAGUGCGUUUCCUCCGACGGUCGGGCUACCGAAGCAAGCAAUAGCACUAGCACGCCUAGCGAUCGUCAGAUGCUGUGGGUUGACGGCGAAAAGAACGUCGGCUUGACCAUGCGAAUCAAGGAAAAGAAGUACACCGGCAACACACCGGUGCCUACGACGGAGGGGACUGUGUGUUACGAGGUGGAGGUUGAUGAAAUAUACAUCCGCACGACUCGUCUCUUGAUGACGCUGGAAAAGUCGCUGCAGGAGCAGCGCAAGAAAUGCGCCCGUGCGGUGAUAUUCACACGCGCUUGAUGAUACCCUUUUUUUCUCUUCUCGUUUUUAUUUUCUUUCGUUCUUGUCAAGAAUAUCGCAUACAGGUUUGGGACUAUUUUAUCCGUACAGGACACAGGAUGUUUCGG